Messenger RNA from Lachancea fermentati, 2457 nucleotides. Lineage: Eukaryota; Fungi; Ascomycota; Saccharomycetes; Saccharomycetales; Saccharomycetaceae. The record is from the annotation of a GenBank genome assembly.
AUGACACAAGAUCCACUGCAGUCGCAGGUAUUGGAGGGUCAGCUUUCUGGAAAAUUGGCAAAGUACGACAAUGUAUUGGAGAAGAUAAGCACUUUUUCCCAAGUUUCAAAAUUACAAGAAGUGCUAAGUAAAGAACAAGUCAAAUGCAUUGGGCAAUUGGACUCUUACAUAGCCAACACGCGCGCAACAACAAAUCAAAACAUCAGGAAACUCGAAUUAAAUAGAGCAAAGUUGACAAAGACUCUCUCCCAGUUCCAUCAGGCGUUAGAGAACAUAUCCAAUUCUAGCAACCUAGCAAGAGACAUAUCAGGAAAGAUAGGGUCGGUGGAACGCGAACGCAAACUGGUAGCAAAGACAUUGAAAUUUGUUACAGAUGUCAAUAACCUUAAAUUGAGUAUUUCUGUCGUUAAUGAGGCGCUAUCUGAGGGCAAUUUGCCUCUAGCUGCCAAGAGUAUUGAUGAAAUUCGAAAACUGCCACAUGGUGUGAUUGUAUCAGAAUUCGCUAAGCGCGUUGUUCCUUCCAGUGACAUCCCAGAAGAACCUGAACAAUUAUUGAACCAAUGGAUCUCUCAGCUAUCAGAUAUAUUUCAUAAGAACUUCCUCGAGGCUGCACAACAAGAAGAUGUUGGCCAGUUAACAUCCGUAUUUCAAAUGUUUCCGCUGAUAGGGCAAUCAGAAUUAGGACUGGAUCUUUAUUCGAAAUAUGUUUGUGACAUAAUUGCAGAACAAAGUCGAAAGAUAAUGACCAAUAUAACGAGUAAAAACUCAGGCUUUUACGCGCAAGUGUUACUACAUUUGUUCAAAAUCGUGUCAACCAUUAUAAACGAGCAUUCAAAAAUCAUUUCCAAAUACUACGGAAAAGAGCACAUGAUUCACAUUAUGAAGAAAGUUCAAAAGGAAGCAGAUAUGCAGGCAGGCUUGGUCCUCGAUACUUUCAUCGACAGUCAAAAAAUUGAUCGCACUAUAAGUGAUAUAAAAGAAUGGGACACGUUGUCAAAACAAAAAACAGACGAUCAAGCGCUAGAAGAACCCAUUCAUCUCAAUGAGCUUUCCAGUUUGAUAAAUGACUUCUCGGCAAUCUUACAAAACUGGACUAUGUAUUGCAGGUUUUUCGCAGUAAAAUGGAACGAAUAUACAAAUGAUGGCGAUCUUACAUCAUUAGUUUUACCAGAGCCUAUUGAAAAGGGCAAGUUUUAUUCGAAAAUUCUGGAAGAAGGAUUCCUUUCUAACUUUGAGGUAUUGGACAGGCAUUAUCUCUACCAGUCAUUCAGCAAAGUCCUUGCUUUGGAAGAGCUACCGUCAUUGAAUGAUUAUAUUUCCUACACCUCUUUUAAGCAUGAUGAUAUCUCUACUUACCCGCUUUCUUCCGUUGUGGAAGAUGUCACCAUGCUGAUUCGAACGAGUCUAAUCGUAAAUGUUAAUACUGGAGAAACUUCUGUGCUGUCACAUUUUCUCGAUGUACUGGUGAAAUUCAUUCAAAAUGAAUAUUUGGUCAAAUUCCUUCAAUCAAGGCUGAGACAAAUACAAACCAGGUUUAACAGCUCCCUUGGAUUACAAAAGUAUGUCCCACCUUCUGAAUCGGUUCACCCUUCGCGGGCAGCUUCGCCUAGUGCAGCCGAAGCGGGAAGGCUUUCUCAUCUUGGCUUUUUUAAGGGGGCAGCUUCUUCUGCAUUUUCCAACAUUCAGUCCAAUUUACAAGCAGUAUACGCCGACGAGGAAUCUGUAUUGAAGUUACACCACUAUCUGAUCUAUAUCAACAGUUUAAGCAUCGGCUGUAAGUUUUUUCACAAGCUAUUGGUGAAAGAAUUGAUAGAGGAUAACCCAAGACUUUUGCAUGAUAGCUUUCCAUUUCAAAAUGAUUCUCAGAUGCUUGUUGAAAAGGUCAGAACAACUGAAGAAAUUAUUUUAACUCAAAAUCAUAAGCUACUCCAAUGGAGCAUACGCGUCAUGUUCGACUCUUUACUGCAAGGAAAGUUCAAAAAGAUGUCUUCACCACUAUUUGUUAACGGCACUGACAAUGAAUACAUUGCUACCUCUGCUGAUUUUGAAAACAUGCAAGCUGUUGACGAGUUCAGAGUUCAAUGGAGGCAGAUGAUGAUCCCUUUUCAAAAUGUACUUCACAAAGAUUCUUACCUCGAGCUUCUUACAUUAAUAGUUGAUUAUCUUGUAAAGAACAUUGAACCGAAAAUUUUACACCUGCAGGUCAACGAACUUGGUUCAAUCAAGCUUGAGCGUGAACUAAGUGUAUUAAUAACAACGGUAUGUUCUGAGAAUUAUUUCUUGCGGGACAAGUUUGCCCGGUUGACACAGAUCAUUUUGAUUUUGGGUUUCGAAGACGACGACUUCGACACUGUUAGUGGAGAUGUUAAGCAAGAAAUAGUAGAUAACAUUGGAUGGAUAUUAAAUCCGCAAGAGCGUAUUCAAGUUGCGAAUUUAAGAGUCGACAAAAGACAUUAA